AACUGCAAACUCAAGACAACUUCUUGGCUGCCUUUCAGAGGUAAUAUUCAAGUUCUAGGCUGCAACUCGUGUAGAUUCUUUUAGCUGAGUUUGAUGGCUAUGGAUAGUUCUAAUUGGAUGGCCACUUCAUUGGAUCUUAAUGCUAAUCCUCUUCGGCUUUUCGAUGAUACUCCGAAGAAGGAGGUGCAGGAUGAUUUUACAGGGUUGGGGUUGAAGGUCGUCUCAUUGAAAGAAGAAGAGACAGGUGUUCUUGUGGAGAAAUUGAACCAAGUGAACGCAGAAAACAGGAAGCUAACGGAAAUGCUAACAGUGAUGUGUGAGAAUUACAACGCUUUGAGAAGCCAUGUGAUGGAGUAUAUCAGCAAGAACCCCAAGAGGGAAUCUCCAUCAAGAAAAAGGAAGGCAGAGAGCAGCAAUAAUAACAGUAACAACAAUGGAGUCGUUGGGAACUCAGAGAGCAGCUCAAGCGAUGAAGAUUCAUUCAAGAAACCAAGGGAGGAGACUAUUAAGGCCAAAAUCUCAAGGGUCUAUACGCGAACCGAUGCAUCAGAUACCAGCCUUGUGGUGAAGGAUGGAUACCAGUGGAGGAAAUAUGGCCAAAAGGUCACCAGAGACAACCCCUCUCCGAGAGCCUACUUCAAAUGCUCUUUUGCUCCUAGCUGCCCUGUCAAGAAGAAGGUGCAAAGAAGUGUUGAAGAUCAAUCUAUAUUGGUAGCAACCUACGAAGGCGAGCAUAACCAUCCACACCAUGGUCGAAUUGAGCCCACAUCAGGAGCAAACCGAUCCGUGAACCUCGGUUCAGUCCCCUGUGCAUCCUCACUCAGCUCAUCAGGACCUGCCAUUACUCUUGACCUCACAAAGCCCAAGUCUAAUUCUGAUGCCAAGGCUUCAAAGUCCCCUGAACUUCAUCACUUCUUGGUGGAACAGAUGGCCUCUUCAUUGACCAAAGAUCCAAGCUUCAAGGCUGCACUUGCAGCCGCCAUUUCAGGAAGAAUUCUCCACCAUAAUCAAACUGAAAAAUGGUGACUUUCAGAAGCUUCAAAGUGUAUGUAAAUAUAGAGAUGGAAGACGGGGAAGAAAAAGGUUCGAAGCACUUGCAGCCCAAGUCCAAUGUUAUGACAGUUGAAUUCAGCAGUUUCCAAGUUGAACAUAUCGAAUCUGACUGACCCACCCAAGCCUAAAGGGGCGGCUUGGGUUGAAAACUUUAGAGCAUAGGAAAAUUAGGAUUAGGUUUGGAUUGAAAACCUGCAACAAAUUAGGUUUCAGGUUUAGGGCAUAUGGACAUGGAGACAGGCCAAGACGUUGUAACUAUUCUACUGUUUUACUUAGAUUUUUACAUAAAGUUUUAUCGAUGCGAGUCCAAGUUUCUCAUACUCUAUAUUAAGAUUUAUGAUAAACUCUUAUCAUGAACCAUCCGGUUGAAUUCAUUGUCAUUGUCCAAUAAGUUUGACUAAAAUUUGCUCUCA
This is a messenger RNA of Vitis riparia (riverbank grape), 1466 nucleotides long. Its product is annotated as probable WRKY transcription factor 40. Gene Ontology annotation, biological process: regulation of DNA-templated transcription. NCBI's taxonomy places the organism in Eukaryota, Viridiplantae, Streptophyta, Magnoliopsida, Vitales, Vitaceae. The record is from RefSeq and is a predicted model, not a curated record. The coding region runs from base 94 to 1026 and encodes 310 amino acids. The transcript is spliced from 5 exons. Gene Ontology annotation, molecular function: DNA-binding transcription factor activity; sequence-specific DNA binding.